AUGAAAAUCAUUAAUAUUGCAGUGUCUAGAGCACAAGCUGUUUUCCGCUACCCUUUCCUUUUAAGUCCUAGUGCCUUCUUCAGCUGGGCUUUGGUUGUCGGUUAUAACGUGGUGGAGUAUGCGUGUGUGUCGAUCCUGAUAACCUUCUACACACAAGAAGCUAUGCAAGAUCGUCUAGCUGAAGCUGCACUUCUCUUGUGUCUGCAAGAAGGCCUCGCUUCCUUCGCGGCUAUAAUUCUUGUUCACUUCACUAGGGAAAGAUUUGGUCAUCGUUUUUUCGCUAUUGUCAUCUCCACUGGUUCCUAUAUUGCAGGAAUAAUGGUUUUAUGGUCAUAUGCAAGACAGGAACAUCAAGAGAAGAACAUGCCUCUUUUCUUAGUGAUAUCUUUGCUUUUCGCACUAGGAAAGGGAGGAGCACAUCCACUUCUCAAGUCAUUUCUUGAGCAUAAUUUAUGUGAAUGCAACAAUAUUCGAUCACUAAAAGCCCAGAGCAAUGAGGCAGAGAUAAAAAGAGCAGAAAUCUGUAAGAACAUAUGGGUUCAGAGCUCUUGGAUUGUCGGAGCCACCGUAGCUAUCUUUGGCUUUAUGGAACUCCCAUGGGUAAGAGUUUUUCACAUCUCAGCUAUUGUAAUGACAUCAUCUGGUCUCUUGUUCCUUUUUGGCUCCAACAGUACGGGACAUAUUGGUCAAUCAUCAGUUCACAAAGAUGCCACCAAAGUCCCAAAACGAGUAAUAUCCGUGAAGUGGCUUUUGAUGUUUAGUUGCAUCGCAUUCAGCUUAGUAUUGGCUACUGGUAAUGUUUUCUUUCAAGAACAAGGUACUAAAAUGAAGCUUCCCGGAAUAAAAAAGGAAGAGGAUGUGCGGUUUUCUUUCAUGAUUGUAAUAAAGAGCGCUGUGAAUGAAAUCACCAUACUGAUAUUUUGGAUCUGUGGGGCUAACAAAAAACAAGGGAUCACGUUAGUAAGAAUUGGUACUGGGAUGCUUUGUGCCAUUAUAUGUUGUGUUAUAGCUUGGAAAGUGGAGAUUGAAAGAAAGAAAGUGGUGAAUAUUGAUAAGGACCCCAGGACAAGUGUGGCAUGGUUGUGUCCUCACUAUGUUUUAUUAGGAAUCGUGGAAGGGUUGGCCCAAAGUGGGUUAGAGGAAUUGUUGGCAGAUGAGGAUGAGAUCGAGACAUUGAUGAAUCCUGGGAGGCUUUCCAAAGACAUGGUUUCAUGCUUUGGCAAGAUAUUGGGGAUUCCUUGUAUUUUGAUUGUGAGGUGGUGGUUCGAGAACUUCAACAAGGAUGAAGCUCAUUUGGAUAGGUACUAUGUGAUGUUGGCAAUAUUUACGUUUGUGUUUUUCUGCAUUUACCUUUGUGUUGCUUUUGUAUAUAUGAAGCUUGUGCCUGAAGAUAAAGAACAGGAAGGUGGUGGCAUUGUUGAGGUUGGUAGUGAGUCAACUAGAGUGUAGGAGACUUACUUUUGGCAGCGUGUCAAGUGUAGUGUUUAGUUGUAUGUUUAAAAUAGAAUGCUGUUCAUGCUAUGCAGAUUGUCAAUCAGUGUGUGUAUCAAUAGCAUGGAUCUUAUAAGUAUGG
Prosopis cineraria is the source of this 1573-nucleotide messenger RNA. Its product is annotated as protein NRT1/ PTR FAMILY 5.10-like. Lineage: Eukaryota; Viridiplantae; Streptophyta; Magnoliopsida; Fabales; Fabaceae. The transcript is spliced from 3 exons. The record is from RefSeq and is a predicted model, not a curated record. Bases 1 to 1449 code for a protein of 482 amino acids.